Aureobasidium namibiae CBS 147.97 is the source of this 3942-nucleotide messenger RNA. RefSeq names its product hydantoinase B/oxoprolinase. The transcript has a single exon. The coding region runs from base 1 to 3942 and encodes 1313 amino acids. NCBI's taxonomy places the organism in Eukaryota, Fungi, Ascomycota, Dothideomycetes, Dothideales, Saccotheciaceae. Gene Ontology annotation, molecular function: 5-oxoprolinase (ATP-hydrolyzing) activity. The record is from RefSeq and is a predicted model, not a curated record. Gene Ontology annotation, biological process: glutathione metabolic process. Gene Ontology annotation, cellular component: cytosol.
AUGGCCAUCAAACCGCUUCAGAUUCGGGUGUCCAUUGACAGAGGCGGUACCUUCACAGACGUCCAUGCCGCCAUACCUGGACGCGACGACAUUAUCCUGAAGCUUCUUUCAGUAGAUCCAGCAAAUUAUCAAGAUGCGCCAACAGAAGGUAUCAGGAGAAUUUUGGAGCUGGCUACCGGUCAUCCCCAUCCCAGAGGUCAAUUACUCGACCUCUUCCACAUUGAAUCCAUUCGCAUGGGAACCACUGUGGCUACAAAUGCUCUGCUUGAACGCAAGGGCGCCAGAUCUGCCUUGCUCAUCACAAAGGGCUUCAAAGAUCUUCUCCUCAUCGGCAACCAGUCACGGCCGAGCAUUUUCGAUCUCUCGGCAGCAAAACCUGAUGUUCUCUACGAGCAUGUGAUAGAGGUCGAGGAGCGUGUGACUAUGGAGGACUACACAGAGAACCCGAACCCCGAAUCGACGAACUUGGAUACCGCAGAUCCUGACAUCGUGGAGGCGGUUACUGGCGAGCGUAUCCGUGUACUGCGACGACCAGAUCCCGAAGCCAUAAUGAACACUCUGGAAGGAUUAUGGGACCAAGGAUAUCGCUCUAUCUCGAUCAUCUUCCUACACUCUUACGCAUAUCCCGCUCAUGAGAAUCUUGUUGGCAACUUGGCUGUCGCCAUGGGCUUCUCGGUAUCUCUUUCUAGCGCGCUGCAGCCUAUGAUCAAGGCAGUGCCACGCGGAAUGUCGGCCACUGCAGAUGCCUAUCUCACACCAGUUAUCAAGCAAUAUAUCAGUUCAAUCUCAGAAAACUUCAGAGGUGGUCUUGGAGCUCAGAACACCCGUUGCGAGUUUAUGCAAUCUGAUGGUGGACUUGUCGACUUCCGCAGGUUCGGAGGUCUGAGAGGCAUCCUCUCUGGUCCAGCUGGUGGUGUCGUUGGCUACGCACAAACAUCGUGGGACGAAGAAGAGCGCCGACCUAUCAUUGGUUUCGACAUGGGAGGCACCAGCACAGAUGUGUCUCGUUACGCUGGCGUCUACGAGCACGUUUUCGAGACCACGACUGCAGGUGUCUCUAUUCAGUCACCACAAUUGGACAUAAACACUGUUGCAGCUGGAGGUGGUUCUAUUCUGACGUUCAAGAACGGACUUUUCCAUGUGGGUCCCGAAUCUGCUUCAGCUCAUCCUGGUCCUGCUUGCUAUCGCAAGGGAGGUCCGCUGACCGUGACUGAUGCCAACUUGUUCCUGGGAAGACUGUUGCCAGAGUACUUCCCCAAAAUCUUUGGUCCCAAGGAGGACCAACCACUUGAUCGCGAUAUCACAGCACAGAAAUUCUCAGCACUGACUGAAGAGAUCAACCAACAACAACGUCAGGAUGGCGCUGCCAUCUUCACACCCGAAGAAGUCGCCUUAGGAUUCUUGAAUGUCGCAAAUGAGGGUAUGGCCAGACCUAUCCGAAGUUUGACAGAAGCCAGAGGACACGACACUGCCGCGCAUCAUUUAGCUUGUUUUGGUGGUGCAGGUGGACAACACGCCUGCUCUGUGGCCAAAGUACUGGGCAUCUCGCGAAUCAUCAUCCACAAGUAUUCUUCGAUUCUGUCUGCUUAUGGUAUGAGUCUGGCAGAUGUGGUUCACGAGGUUCAAAAACCAGCAGCCAUGACCUACUCUGCAGAGACUCAGCCAACCAUCCAGAAGCAACUCGAGGAACUCGCUGCUGAGGCGUCUCUUGAGCUGCAGCAGCAAGGCUUCACAGAAGAGGGCAUCACCUACGAGACAUUCUUGAAUCUUCGUUAUGCCGGAUCAAGCAGUUCUCUCAUGGUGCUCAUGGGCGAAGACUUUGAUUUCCAAUCAGCCUUCGAGGAGAGGCACCAGCGCGAAUUUGGCUUCCUCUUCCCAGAAAAGGCCAUUCUAGUUGACGACUUUCGAGUCAGAGCGAUUGGCGCGGCACAUGAGAAGAUUGCCGCAAGUCCGUACGCCCAACUGCAGUCAGCCGCUUCUCUCAAUACUCACGGAGCUGCAUCUGACGCUACGAAUCGUGUGUACUAUGAGGCUAAGGGGUACCUCGAUACUCCGACUUAUGAGCUACCUGCUAUUGCCGUCGGUAGCAAGAUUUCCGGACCAGCAUUGAUCAUCGACAAGACUCAGACCAUCGUCGUCCUUCCCGAUGCUGUUGCCAAUGUGCUGGAGAGCUGCGUCGUGAUAGAUCAGGAGACCUCUGCCACUACUGUCGACAAGGCCCUUGUGAAUGACGAGUUCAGUCCCAUCCAGCUGUCUAUCUUCGGACAUCGUUUUAUGUCAAUCGCCGAGCAGAUGGGCCGAACGCUGCAAAAGACAUCUGUGUCCACUAAUAUCAAGGAAAGACUCGACUUCUCGUGUGCGCUGUUCUCCAACGAUGGUGGCUUGGUUGCCAAUGCACCUCACGUUCCUGUCCAUCUUGGCAGUAUGCAGUUUGCCGUCAAGUACCAACAUGACCUCUGGAAGGGCAGACUGAAGGACGGUGACGUACUUGUGUCAAACCACCCUUCUUGUGGUGGAACACAUCUUCCAGACAUCACUGUCAUCACGCCCGUCUUCGAUGGAGAUGACAUUGCUUUCUACGUGGCAUCGAGAGGUCAUCAUGCUGACAUCGGAGGUAUCCUCCCAGGAAGUAUGCCUCCUACCUCCACACAACUAUACAUGGAAGGUGCUGCCAUCGAGUCACUCAAGAUUGUGGAGGAAGGCAGAUUCAACGAAAAAGAAAUCACAAAGCUUCUCCUCGAGGACCCUGCACAAUACGACGGAUGCUCCGGUACCAGAUGUCUGCAAGACAACAUUUCGGACCUGAAAGCCCAAGUUGCAGCAAACAAACGCGGAAUCACUCUUAUUAAAGGCUUGAUCAGCGAGUUUGGUCUGUCAACCGUACACCGCUACAUGUACGCCAUCCAACGAGCUUCUGACAUUGCCGUGCGCGAACUGCUCAAGCAAAAAUACGAAGAGUUUGGCAGAAAGCCGCUGAAAGCAGUCGAUUACAUGGAUGACGGCACUCCCAUUCAACUCGAAAUCACCAUUUCCCCCGAGAACGGCUUUUCCGCCACUUUUGACUUUGCAGGCACAGGACCACAGGUGUAUGGCAACACCAACGCACCAGUUGCAAUCACAAACUCGGCGAUCAUCUACUGUCUGCGCGCUCUAAUCAGCUCAGACAUCCCGCUCAACCAAGGCUGCCUCAACCCCAUCGAUAUCAAAAUCCCCGAAAACUCUUUGCUGAGUCCGGCCAAAGGUGCUGGAGUCGUGGGCGGUAACGUGUUGACAUCUCAACGCAUCACCGAUGUGGUACUCCUCGCCUUCCGCGCCUGCGCCGCCUCUCAGGGCUGCUGCAAUAACCUCACUUUCGGCACUGGCGGCAAGGACCCUGUCUCGGGCGCCCACCACGCAGGCUUCGGCUACUACGAGACCAUCGCUGGUGGCUCUGGCGCGGGUCCCUCGUGGCAAGGUCAGUCUGGCGUGCACACCCACAUGACCAAUACCCGCAUCACCGACCCCGAGGUGUUUGAAAAACGUUACCCUUGUAUCUUGAGGGAGUUUGGAUUGAGAGAAGGCUCAGGUGGUCAAGGAAAAUUCAAGGGAGGCGAGGGCACGGUGAGGGAUAUUGAGUUUAGGGUGCCGGUGCAGUGUUCGAUCUUGUCUGAACGACGCAGCAGGCAGCCAUACGGACUCGAGGGUGGUGGCGCUGGUGCGUCUGGCCUCAACUUGGUCAUCAUGAAGGACGAGUACUCGGAGGAGAAGAGAGUGAUCAACCUCGGCGCCAAAGGAACCAUCAAGUUGGGAGAGGGAGACAGGAUUGUCAUCAAUUCACCCGGUGGUGGUGGUUGGGGUGCUAUGGAUAAGAAUGGAGGUGCAGAGGUGACAGGGAAAGCGCGGACAAAGAUCUUGGCUGGUGGUUCGGUGAAUGCUUACAAGGCUAGGCAAGAGACUAAUUAG